Messenger RNA from Nerophis lumbriciformis (worm pipefish), 1654 nucleotides. It is a transcript of the gene ccnb3, whose product is annotated as cyclin B3. NCBI's taxonomy places the organism in Eukaryota, Metazoa, Chordata, Actinopteri, Syngnathiformes, Syngnathidae. Gene Ontology annotation, molecular function: cyclin-dependent protein serine/threonine kinase regulator activity. Gene Ontology annotation, biological process: mitotic cell cycle phase transition. The record is from RefSeq and is a predicted model, not a curated record.
UCGAGCAACAACCUUUUCCGUUGUAAAGCAGUGUGCUGCCUCAGUUCAAAGCAACGAUAUUUAUCAACUAUACGCCGAUUCCCCCCCCAUAACAUUGACGUGUUCGACUUUUUGAUAUCAUCAACCAAGAGGAUAAAAGCCAUGCCGAGACUCAGGAAACUUACAGCGCCUGCAGCGGAUAAGAAAACUAAGCCAUGUGUUUCUGAGAACCAGGACGAUGGUUCUCAGGUCAAGAGGUCCACUUCCCCUUCUUGUGGGGCCCCGAAAAAGAGGACAGCCUUUCUAAACUUGACCAACUCAAAGGUCCAGAUCAGCCUCCCUGGCAAGAAGGAGCUGAGAAAGAAGCAGGUGAAGAAAACAAGCGCCCCCUCUCUGUCAUCAAAGAAAGCAACCAAGCUGAAAGGGUCCUCUUCAGAGAGCUCUGUGGAGAAUCCAGUCGAAAAGGAUGAGGACGAUGAGAAGGAAGCAGCUCCAGCCGGCAAACUGGAAGCUGCCGUCUACGAGGUGCCGCCACACCUCAGGAGACCACAGGUUCCAGCAGAGUUUGACGUCGACUCGGAGUACUCGGAGGACACCCGUAUGUGUCCUGAGUAUGCAAUGGAGAUCUUUAGCUACCUCAAGCAAAGAGAGGAGAAGUUUGUCCUGUGCGACUACAUGAGCAAGCAGCCUAGCCUCAGCCAGGAAAUGCGGGCUGUCCUGAUAGACUGGCUGGUGGAAUUGCAGGAGAACUUUGAGCUGUUCCACGAGACGCUGUACCUAAGCGUGAAGUUGACCGACCACUACCUGAACAUCACCCCCAUUCACCGCAACAUGCUGCAGCUGGUGGGCGUCACCGCCAUGCUCAUCGCCUCCAAGUUUGAGGAGUACAGCGUGCCGCCUGUCGAAGAAUUCCUCUUUGUUUGUGAUGGCGCGUACACCAAGGAGGAGAUUCUCGCCAUGGAGGCCAGCAUCCUGCAAAAGCUGUCCUUCGACUUAAACAUCCCCAUCUCAUACCGCUUUCUACGGCGCUACGCCAAGUGUGUGAACGCCGGCAUGGACACACUGACGCUGGCUCGCUACUUUUGCGAGAGGAGCCUGUUGGAGAUGAAGAUGGUGGCAUUGCGAGGCUCGCUGCUGGCAUCCAGCUGCCUGCUUCUGGCCAUGCUUACCAAGGAUCUGGGUGGAUGGUCUCCCAUCCUGCAGUUCCACUCCGGAUACAAUUUGUCAGAAGUGGCGCCCGUGGUCUGGAAGAUCUAUUUGAUGAUGUUGGAGCCUCCCAAUGAAAAACUGAACACGAUCAACACCAAAUACUCCCACAAGGUGUUUUUCGAAGUGUCGUCUCUGCCGUUGAUUGACCUGGAUGUCUUGGAGAAGGCGUUAUCGGAUUAAGAAGCCUCUGCACUCUAUUCCAAAAUGUCCUUCAGGUGAACACUUGUAAAUACGUUAAUGUUUGAUAUUUAUACAUGUUGUUUUUGUUACAUUUGAUGUUGACUAUUAGGGUUUUUACCUUUUUUAUUUUGUGUUAAAGAGAAAAAACAAUUAUGAUCACCACUUGUCUCUAGCGUCCAAAUUGUUACUUUUAAUGGCAUUUGCACAAGUUUUAUGGCUUUUAGUGCGUUUGUAUCAUGUAUUAUCUUAGUAAUAAAGAUGCUCAUCUAUGUUUGGUAAACACUUA